Molecule: messenger RNA, 429 nt
Organism: Liolophura sinensis
Lineage: Eukaryota; Metazoa; Mollusca; Polyplacophora; Chitonida; Chitonidae
Exons: 4
Coding region: 7-429 (140 amino acids)
Source: RefSeq, a predicted model, not a curated record
GGUCACAUGACUGAAACCGCGGGAAAGCCGGUGGCGAACGCAAAGAUGGUGAACCAAUACGAAGAAAUCAGAAAGCGAAACAUCGAGGAUAACCGGCGUAUUUUAGCGGAGUUGGGCAUACUUAAUCCGUUCAAGCCCUUGGGAAAAGUUGUAAAGAAAUCCGUUAAGAGGAAACGCCACAGUACAGGAGGAGAAUGGGUGCCCAAAAAACAAGCAGUGGAGGUUGAUCAGGACUACGAGGGAUAUGGAUCCAUCCGGGGGACAUGCAGAAGAUCAUCCAGAAUCCAGGGAAAGGCAGCUCCUAAUGCAGAAGAGUUGAAGGAUGAGGUGGACCGGUUUGUGGAAGAAGAGCAGAAUUCGAGGUUAAAGGUCAAGCCGAACAGACCAAACUUUUAUGGAGCAGUGGAAGAUGUGUUGGUUCAAUCAUGA